Molecule: messenger RNA, 1347 nt
Organism: Candidozyma duobushaemuli
Lineage: Eukaryota; Fungi; Ascomycota; Pichiomycetes; Serinales; Metschnikowiaceae
Product: S8 family peptidase
Exons: 1
Coding region: 1-1347 (448 amino acids)
Biological process (GO): proteolysis
Molecular function (GO): serine-type endopeptidase activity
Source: RefSeq, a predicted model, not a curated record
AUGAAACUUUCUGGCUUCUCGAUUCCACUCUUACUCUCCAUUGGAGCACUUGCUGCUGUCAUUCCAUUGAAUGAAGAGGCCGCUGUUUCCACCGACGUCGAGCCUGUAGAGCAUGAAGGUUCCAUAAACAAAAGAGAAGUUGCAGCUCCUUUGCUCAGAGUGUCCAGACCAGCCAAGUCCAGGUACAUUGUCGUUUACAACCGAAACGUCACUGAUGACGAGGCCCUGGAGGACCAGAAAUGGAUCGAAGGGCUUGUGAGCCACCCUAGCAAAAGAGACGUUAUUCCCGAAGGCGAGGACGGAGAAUUGAGCUUCUUCAAGUUGUCCUUCUUCAGAGGCUACGCAGGCUACUUUGACCCUGACAUCUUGAACAAGAUCCAGAACAACCCGUUGGUCAAGUUUGUGGAGGAAGACGAGGAGGCCGAUUUCUCCAGCAUCACCACCCAAGCUGAAGCUCCUUACGGUCUUACCAGACUUUCCUCUCGCAACAAACCCACCUCUGCAAAUUACACCUACGACAACGAAGGCGGAAAGGGCGUCAAUGCGUAUGUGUUGGACUCUGGAGUCAAGAACGAUGCUGAGUUUGGCGACAGAGUAACCCAGGGUGCACAGCUUGAAUUCCCAUGGAUCAAUGGAGAUAUCCUUGGUCACGGUACCCAUGUCGCUGGUACAAUUGGGUCGAAAAGCUACGGUGUAGCUAAACAAGUCAACUUGACCUCAGUGAGUAUUGUUACCCUUCUCGGUAUAGUCCGGUCUUCGAAUAUUGUCAAAGGCUUUGAGUUUGCUCAUGACGACCACGUCAAAAAGAUAGACGCCAAGUUGCCAGGCUUCAAGGGCUCCACUAUCAACUUAUCUACCGAAGGUCUUGUUGCUCAUGCUAUCACCGAAGCCAUCAAUGCUGUUACUGAAGCUGGAAUUCACGUUGCUGUUGCAGCUGGAAAUACCGCCCUGGAUGCAUGUUACUCUGCUGCCGUCAACACUAGUGCCAUUAUCGUGGGUGCUAUAGACUCAAACGACACACUUGCUGAUUUCUCCAACUUUGGCAAGUGUGUGGAUAUCCAUGCCUACGGUGUCGAUGUGCCGUCUGUGGGUAUUCUUUGGUCUCCCUCUGUCAUGAGCGGAACUUCCAUGGCCACUCCUCAUGUGACGGGUUCAAUGUCUUACUUGAUCUCUUUGCAGCCAGGUUUGACGUCUGAGUUUAACACCAAUCUCAUCAAACCUGUUGAGUUCAGAAGUCAGUUCCUCAAGUACGCAACACAGGGCAAAGUGAAGGGUCUUCCUGCUAAGAAUCCCAACAGACUUGCCUACACCGGUGGUCUGAAUCCGCUCGAGUUCUGGGGUAAGUAG